This is a messenger RNA of Fusarium poae, 1446 nucleotides long. RefSeq lists its product as uncharacterized. The transcript is spliced from 5 exons. NCBI's taxonomy places the organism in Eukaryota, Fungi, Ascomycota, Sordariomycetes, Hypocreales, Nectriaceae. The record is from RefSeq and is a predicted model, not a curated record. The coding region runs from base 1 to 1446 and encodes 481 amino acids. Gene Ontology annotation, biological process: regulation of DNA-templated transcription. Gene Ontology annotation, molecular function: DNA-binding transcription factor activity, RNA polymerase II-specific; zinc ion binding.
AUGGUUUUCCCAGGACGAUUCAGCUCAGGUUGUUUGCGGUGUCGGCAGCGCAAAGUCAAGUGCGAUGAGGGGAAACCCACGUGUCGACGAUGCUACAACUAUGGCAAACCUUGCCUUGGAUACACCGACGAGUUUCAAUUCCGACAUUCUGGUCAGAAGCAAAAGUCACCCAAUACCACAACCAAUGCAGUCCCUCCAAAAACAACAAAUACAAUACCCGUUGUCACACCGAGUCCGCGGGCGCCCGAGAAACCGAAGGACAAAGCGCUCGCAAAGCCGACCAAACGGAUCCCCGAACCUUUAGCCCGCCGAAGGUCUCAAGGCAUCAUCCGACAACCUGUCCAGUCCUACGAUGACAUGUCGUUAUGUUACUUCGUGCGUCGCUUUGUUUCGCCUGACGAAGGCGACGGAUUCCCUGGUCACUUUAGCUUUCUUCCGAGUUUCUUCAAUCAUCACCAUGAUGGCGGUUUAGUCGAGACAGCUACGCUCAGUGUAGCUCAAUUGGCUGCGUUCAAUCAUUUGGGUAACGAGGAACUUCGGACGCGGUCAUUAAGAAACUAUGGGCGGGUCAUCAAGGGACUACAACAGAGUAUACAAUCUGAUACCCAGGCGCUUGACGAUAGUGUCAUUGCCACAAUCUUGCUGCUCUGCACGUACAAGGACUUUAGUGGUGAAGGACUGGGUGAUCCGAAUGAACAUGCAUCGGGACUGUUCUACUUGCUGGAGAAACGAGGACCAAGUCAAAUCGGUACGAGGCGGGGAGCAGAGCUAUUCCUACUUGCUCUAUUGCGACUCCAAAUUUACUCCUUCCUUCACGGCGACGAUACCUAUACCGACCCUGGAGCUAUCGCCACCGUGAUAGGUAUCUUUGAUCCUCUUCUCCGCGCUCUAGCAAUGAUGUCCAGGACAUUAUCCCUCCGUCAUCGUCUAUUCCAAUUUAUACAGACCGAGAUAUUCCAAGGCGGUAGUCCUUCCGCUUCCUCCGAAGACAGUAAAAGCGCCGAGGAAGAGAGGCUCCUGCUACAAGAAUGCUUCGACAUGCUAGAUGUCUUCCACGCAUGGGACUGCGAGGCCGCAACGUACUGGCAAAACACCUUCGAGGGUCGCGGUGUUCCCACCAUGCUUGGAGAAAUGGGCAUUGGUAAGACGCACUACGACGCCGAGACAGCAUGUAUCAUGAUUCUCGUCCGCUCAGCACGUCUCAUUUUACUACAAAGCAUGCUGCUCUACCAGACAACACUCCAGACGACCGAAGACGAACCGGAGGAUGAGUAUAGUAGCUACCAGGCCAUGUGGGCACAAUGCGUUCCCGUCCUAGAGGGUGAUGUGCGUAAAUGUGUCGACGACAUGCUCGCCAGCGUGCCUUAUGCACUGGGUGAUAUUGACUCCAACGGCAGAGAGGGCAGCUAUCAUAUUGACACGUUUGAACUCUGCGAUUGGUAUUAG